AUUUAUUUUAUUUCAUUUUAUUUCAUUUUUAUUUAUUUAUUUAUUUUUUUUAAUAAAUAAAUAAAUGCCAAUAGCAGUUCCAUUUCUCACUGGCAGUAGACAGCUUUCUAUUGAAUUAGCAGAGCCGGUUGUUUUAUUAAGAGGGCCUCCUUCUGACCCUAAUACACAUGUCUUACGAGGAGAAGUGGAAUUAAUGUUAUCAAAACCUAUGAGUGCCACACAAGUGAUUGUGAAACUUAUUGGAAAAUCAAAUAUGCUUUGGCCAGAAGGACUUGGUCCUCGUAAUGCUAAAGUAUAUCAUGAAAAAACAGUUUUAGAACAGAAUAUUAUACUCGAUUGUCGGCCUGAAGAGGAUCCAAUGUUACCUGCAGGGUUAAAUCGUUGGCCCUUUGAAUUUUUAAUACCAAAUCGUAUUGUAGAAACAAUUGAAGAUGAGAUGGCACAAUUAUAUUAUUACAUAGCAGCUGUCGUUCAACGUCCAGGAAUGAGCACGCCUAAUCUUAGAUGUCGUCGAAAUAUAUUGCUUCUUCGCACCUUAUCUUGGUCAGAUAAUGUAUUAGCAUCUAAUUCAUUACCAACUACUUCUAUUGUAUCAGAGAGGAAAACAGAGACAUGUGAUGCUACCAUUUAUAUCGAAAGAUCCAUUGUUUCUUCGGGUACACAAUUUCCUAUAUCGAUUGUAUUGACAGCUCAGACAAAGAAUGUCUAUUUAGAAUCAAUAAACGUUAUAUUGACAGAACGUAGAGUGUAUGAGGUUCCUGAAUAUAAUGCACGGAGAGCUGAACUUCAUGAUUUCAAGUUACAACUUUCAACUGUUUCCAGUAUGGCUGAUACAGAGCAAAUGAGUCAAGUCAUGAUUCCUUCCUCCGAUAUACCAAUUCAGCAAAUUCGUAAAGCUCUUUCUGCCAAAAACGUUCAUAUCCCGCUCGGUUCCACUCCAUUCCAAUAUAAGUUUGUCUUUACACUUCCUAAUUGUUUAACAAUGAAUCAUACCACUUAUUAUCGAGAAAUGAAUUUUUUACACCACCUAAAGAUUAACAUUGAACUUUCCGUCCCUACUACAAGUACACCACCUUCACCUUCAUCUUCAAUAACAGAUUCUGAUACAUCAUCCGAAAUGACCAAGUCUUUUAAACGAACCUAUAUUCAUCUUGAGACGCCCAUUACAAUUCUUGAUUGCCGUCUUAAAGAAGACUUUUCGACAUUACCCACAUAUCAAGAAUCAUUAACAGAUACAACUGUAGAUGAUGAUGACGAUGAAGAAGAUAUUAUAAAGAAGCGAGCAGGCUUCUUUAUUUGUCCCUGUUAUGUAGACUAUAAAAAGAAAAGUACAAAAUGUUCUGGAAAGGAAAGAUUAAUAAUUCUUCAAAAUAAUAAUUAUGAAGCGGGACCUUCAUCAAGUCAAAACUCAAGUAUGGAAUGUUUAUCAUUACCACCACCUCCACCUUAUGAUAAAUAAUUCAUUGUAUUUUAUAACACCAUCAACCUUGAAAUAAUAAUAUUUUAUUACAUAAUUCGUCUACUAUUCUAUUCGUUUUCCCUUUUUAUAUCCCUUAUUUUAUUUUAUUUUAUUUUAUUUUUUUGCAGAAGUUAUUUAUAUUAUACAUUUUUAUUUACGGUUAUUAUAUUUUGCAUUAUUAAUUAUAAAUAAAUAUAUAGCUUAUGCAAGGAAAA
Molecule: messenger RNA, 1674 nt
Organism: Cokeromyces recurvatus
Lineage: Eukaryota; Fungi; Mucoromycota; Mucoromycetes; Mucorales; Mucoraceae
Exons: 1
Coding region: 65-1459 (464 amino acids)
Biological process (GO): ubiquitin-dependent endocytosis
Cellular component (GO): plasma membrane; cytosol; cytoplasm
Molecular function (GO): ubiquitin protein ligase binding; protein-macromolecule adaptor activity
Source: RefSeq, a predicted model, not a curated record